AUGAUCGAGCGAUGGCGCUUGCACGUAGAGAACUGGGUGCAAAAGAAGCUGGAGCGUCUGCCGAAUCGGCUGCACGAGCCAUCAUGCAAAAAGCUCGAGAGCUUGGAAGCUGCGACGACAUAA
Messenger RNA from Peronospora matthiolae, 123 nucleotides. The record is from the annotation of a GenBank genome assembly. Lineage: Eukaryota; Oomycota; Peronosporomycetes; Peronosporales; Peronosporaceae.